CGUUUGAUUAGCCAUUUGACGUGGUUGACAAAAUCCACACUGUCACAAGUCACAAUGAACAUUUUUGUAUAGUUUUUCUUUAUAAAAUUUAGAAAUGACCUCUAAUCGUAAUAACCCGGCUCCAUUCGGCGCAUCGGUGAAGCGUUUUGGAAAAAUCACAGUUCAUCCUAACUUGGAUCCGAGUGGACUCUACACUAUCAGGCCUCGGGCGUGUGACCCUUGCCGCUACCAUCCGAUAUCCAUUCAUAAAGUAUUCGAAGUUAACAAAAAUAGGAAAUCUGAGAAAGAUCCAUGGAGGUACAAGAAAGAACUAGAAGAGUGGGCCAAAAACCUUGGUUAUAGGAAUCAGAAAAUAUUAGCAAAAAGAAGAUGGGAGCAGUCUGUGCUUGGGCCAGCCUGGCAUUCAGUUCCCCAAAUGCCAAAAUACGAGGCCGCAUGCAAAAACGUCGGUUUCGGCAGAACCCCGCGAACUAGACCUUCGAAGGUUAGUUACCCUGGACCGGGUACUUACUACCACGCAGUUCCAUUCAAAGCUCCCUAUGGACCACAUUCGACUAGACCUACUUUCGAGAGGGAAGAACCAUGUCGUUUUCCAGACAGGUGUCCGAGGUGGUCAUUAGCCCCUGAUCGCUAUAUAAUAGUUGACAAGGAGAGUAUAGAGCAGAAAUCACACAAGCUGGUGUCUAGACGAGGUCCCUACGACCUUUUCACUGGAAGACGAGACGGCACUAUAAAGAAUCACUUUAACACAUCGCUGAAGGUCUCUGCGGCUACAUGGCCACUGGCGCUAAAAGGUUCUUUCGAAAAAUACAAGAAGAGUCACUUCGGUAGGUUGAACAAGACCAAUAGAAGUAAGCCGUACAGAGGUCGUAGCGCUCUGGUCGAUAUAUCGAUGUGCGUGAAACGGCCGGACGAGCCGGGUCCAGCGCACCUCAACAUCGACAAGCCGAAAGUGUUCAAGCAGUAUAAGUACGGCUUUAACAGUUCGUAUGACAAGGGUCCAGGGUACCAGCGAGUGAUAGUGUGGCCGGGCACGGGCCGGUACAACAUAAAGAAGCUGACCUGCGGCAUCUUGGGCCAGGGCCACAAGCAUGUUUUCCUGAGCAAAAUCGGCAGAACUAUCGGCGCUGUUAUCCCUGAACCCAUGAAUUCUUUCUAAGGUAUGCAUGUAAUUCGUGUAUCAGUAAUAUUUUUUGAAUUUAAUUUGGAUUGUCUUUACAGUUUUUUAUUAAGUGUAUUUACCAAACAUUGUAGUGAAUAAAGGGUUGCAUUAAAAAAUU
Plodia interpunctella (Indianmeal moth) is the source of this 1280-nucleotide messenger RNA. RefSeq names its product ciliary microtubule-associated protein 2-like. The record is from RefSeq and is a predicted model, not a curated record. The coding region runs from base 95 to 1159 and encodes 354 amino acids. NCBI's taxonomy places the organism in Eukaryota, Metazoa, Arthropoda, Insecta, Lepidoptera, Pyralidae. The transcript has a single exon.